This is a messenger RNA of Rubroshorea leprosula, 824 nucleotides long. NCBI's taxonomy places the organism in Eukaryota, Viridiplantae, Streptophyta, Magnoliopsida, Malvales, Dipterocarpaceae. The record is from the annotation of a GenBank genome assembly.
GGGGAUUUCCCCAAGUAAAAACCUUUUUAAACAUGGGCUCUGAAAUCAGUACCCAAGCACCUUCUGCAUCCGAAUUUAUUGUAAUUCAGGACACCAAAACCUAUGCAUUUUGACUCUCUCAUUUUCAGAGCUCAAACUCCAAGGUUACCCAUCAAGAACCAAGAUAAACCAACCACAUCGAAAAGAAAACACGGAGGAUAGAGAGAUAGAAAGCAGAGUUUUUGUUUCAUCAGUGUUCCUUUUAGAAGCCUUUUUCGAUCAGUUUGAGAGAGAAAGUUGUUUGUUUUCUAUUUCUUUCUAGGGUUUUGGGCUGAGGUAGAAGAUUCCAUGCAUGAUCUGGGUCUAGAGAAUGAAGAAGAUGGGUUUAAGAAAAAAAGUUGCUUGCGUUUCUCUUCUACUUCUGGUUCUGUUACUCUUGGAAGCUUCAGAUUCUGCUGUUUAUGGGUCUUCCGCCAGUCAUGAAACCUUCAAAACUGGUAAUUCUGCUGCUUCUCAAGACUUUAGUCCAGUUGAGUCCAAUAGUACUGGUGGGUCUGAAGGACAUCAUAAGGUUGAAGAUGGUGAUGCAGUUUUUGGUGAUGAAAAGAGGAAAAUCCACACAGGUCCAAAUCCUUUGCACAAUAGAUGAUUAGAAGAGCAAAAAUUUUGAUCAUCCCACCUCUUCUUUGCUUAAAGAACUAUGAAUUUUUCCUCUCUUUUUUAUUCUUUUUUACUUGAUUUAUUGUUGAUAUUUUUGUUUGAGGGAUGGAAGUCUGGCUGUAUUGUUCAUAGAGAAAUGUACUACUAGGCAAUCCUACAGUUGCAUAUAAAGUAAGUUUUUUAAU